CGGCGCACUGCAUGCUCAGCUCGGUCUCGGCUGCUGCAAUGGCCGGCGGUAGCGCAGCCGCGAGCUCCGCGGUCGUCCUGCUGCUGCUGCUGCUCCUGGGCUGGGGCGGCGCGGCGGCGGCGCAGGUGGUGUUCCCGCCGUGGAACGGCACGUUCCCGAUGGGGCCGAACGGCGGAGGGAGCGGCGGGGGAGGUGGCGGCGGCGGCGCGGCGACGGUGCCGGCGAUGUUCGUGUUCGGGGACUCGCUGACGGACAACGGCAACAACAACGACAUGACGUCGCUGGCCAAGGCCAACUACCUGCCCUACGGCAUCGACUUCGCCGGCGGUCCCACCGGCCGCUUCUCCAACGGCUACACCAUGGUCGACGAGAUAGCUGAGCUGCUUGGGCUGCCGCUCCUGCCUUCGCACAACGACGCCACCGGCGACGCCGCGCUCCACGGCGUGAACUACGCAUCCGCCGCGGCCGGGAUCCUGGACAACACCGGCCAGAACUUCGUUGGGCGCACCCCGUUCAACGGGCAGAUCAAGAACUUCGAGGCGACGCUGGACCAGGUCCGCCGGCGGCUGGGCGCCGGCGAGCUGGCACGCAGCAUCUUCUACGUGGGCAUGGGCAGCAACGACUACCUCAACAACUACCUCAUGCCCAACUACAACACCCGCAACGAGUACAACGGCGACCAGUACUCCACGCUCCUCGUGCAGCAGUACACCAAGCAGCUCACCAGGCUGUACAACCUGGGGGCGCGGCGGUUCGUGAUCGCCGGCGUGGGGUCGAUGGCGUGCAUCCCCAACAUGCGGGCGCGCAACCCGGCCAACAUGUGCUCGCCGGACGUCGACGACCUCAUCGUCCCCUUCAACAGCAAGGUGAGGUCCAUGGUGAACACGCUCAACGUCAACCUGCCCCGCGCCAGGUUCAUCUUCGUCGACACCUACGCCAUGAUCUCCGAGGUCCUCCGCAACCCGUGGUCCUACGGGUUCAGCGUGGUGGACAGGGGGUGCUGCGGGAUCGGGAGGAACAGGGGGAUGAUCACGUGCCUGCCGUUCCAGCGGCCGUGCCUGGACAGGAACGCCUACAUCUUCUGGGACGCCUUCCACCCGACGGAGCGGGUGAACGUGCUGCUCGGCAGGGCGGCCUACUCCGGCGGCGCCGACCUCGUCCACCCCAUCAACAUCCAGCAGCUUGCCGCCUGGCAGCCGUAGGCCGCCGUACCACUCGCCCAGACCGGAUGAAUCGAGCUCUGAACUCUUCAUCAUUCUGUUCGUACGUGGUUUUAAUUUGGUUUUGCAUCGAUCGAUCGAUCUGGUGCAUGGUUGGUUGAUCCAUGGUGAUGCAUGCAUGAGUACUAUAUAGGUUGUUGUAGUAGUAGCUACUAGCCAGAGUGUGUUUGUGUGUGUGUUCAGUUUGGAUCAUAUCAGGGCAAGUGCUGCUUUGUGGUUUGUACUACGAUAUAUUACUGUCUGGGCUUAUGCUGAUGCUGUGUCUUGGUAGUGAUAAAUUACGCCGCCGGUCUGAUCGAUCGAUCGCGUUGCUCUAAUUACACUUGGAUAUUAUCAAAAUUAAGUUUUCA
This is a messenger RNA of Oryza brachyantha (malo sina), 1570 nucleotides long. Its product is annotated as GDSL esterase/lipase At1g71691-like. NCBI's taxonomy places the organism in Eukaryota, Viridiplantae, Streptophyta, Magnoliopsida, Poales, Poaceae. The record is from RefSeq and is a predicted model, not a curated record. Gene Ontology annotation, molecular function: hydrolase activity, acting on ester bonds. The coding region runs from base 12 to 1202 and encodes 396 amino acids. The transcript has 5 exons.